Molecule: messenger RNA, 882 nt
Organism: Gossypium raimondii (Peruvian cotton)
Lineage: Eukaryota; Viridiplantae; Streptophyta; Magnoliopsida; Malvales; Malvaceae
Product: xyloglucan endotransglucosylase/hydrolase protein 2
Exons: 5
Coding region: 1-882 (293 amino acids)
Biological process (GO): cell wall biogenesis; xyloglucan metabolic process
Molecular function (GO): xyloglucan:xyloglucosyl transferase activity; hydrolase activity, hydrolyzing O-glycosyl compounds
Source: RefSeq, a predicted model, not a curated record
AUGGCAAAGAGGUUGUUGGUUGUUAUGGUUGUUGCAGUUAUAACAUGUGGAAGCAAAGCUGAUCAUAAUGUUAGUUUUGACAAGAAUUAUCACGUCACAUGGGGAAACUCUCAUGUAACCUCUGUAAACCAGGGAACUGAAGUCCAUCUCCGGAUGGAUAAAGCGUCAGGGGCUGGGUUUGAAUCCAACGUGGGAUAUGCUUCAGGGUUUUUCCAGAUAAAAAUAAAGCUACCCAACAAGGAUUUUUCUGGGGUUGUUGUAGCCUUUUACUUGACAUCGGACCCAGAUGGCAAAGGAGGAAACCAUGACGAGCUGGAUUUCGAGUUCUUGGGUAGCAAUGGACCACCUUUUACAUUGCAAACGAAUGUGUUUGCCAACGAUGAAGGAGGGAGAGAGCAAAGAUUUCAUCUCUGGUUUGACCCCACUUCUGAUUUUCAUACCUAUGGAAUUGUUUGGAACCAACACCAAGUAGUGUUUUAUGUGGACAAGACACCCAUAAGGGUUUUCAAGAACAACACAAAAAUUGGAGUGAGUUAUCCAUCGCAACAAUUAGUGAUUCAAGGAAGCAUAUGGAAUGGAGAAACUUGGGCAUCAGGUGGAAGGAAAAUCGAUUGGAGCCAAGCGCCAUUUGUAGCUAGUUUUGUAGGGUUUGGUGUCACCGGCUGCCAAUUCCAGAGCAGUGAUAGCAAAGAUCAAUGCUACAUUUCCAGCCCCAAGCUGUGGUGGAAUGGGGAUAAGUAUUUGGGACUUGACCCUGCUGAGCGUAAAGCUUUACAGGAUGCUAGAACCAAAUAUUUGUAUGAUGACUACUGUUCUAAACAUGCUGACAUUCAUCAAGAAUGCCAGAUUAAUAAAAAUACAUCAUAUGGUAUAGGUGAAUAA